AUGGUGAACUUGAUCGAGGCGCAGAAGCCGCUGCUGACGGGCAUGAUGAGGCUGGCCGGGCUCCGCCCCAUCGACGUCGAACUGGAGCCGGGCACCACCAUGCACGUCUGGGCUCCCAAGCACCACGCCGGCAAGAAGGGCACCACCAUCAGCCCACACGACGCCAGCGCCGCCGCCACAGGGGGAGACGCCGCCGCCGCCGCGGCCAAGAAGCCGUCAGGCGGCCGUCGUGGGAGCAGGAGGAAGGGCCCCGAGGCGAAGCCCAACGUGGUCCUCAUCCACGGCUUCGCCGCCGAGGGCAACGUGACGUUCCAGUUCAACUUCGGCGUGCUGGUGUCGCGCUACAACGUGUACAUCCCGGACCUGCUCUUCUUCGGCAAGUCGUCCAGGACGGACAGCGCCGACCGGUCCCCGGAGUUCCAGGCGCGGUGCGUGGCGGCGGCGCUGGCGCGGCUUGGCGUGGCGCGCUGCGACGUGGUCGGGUUCAGCUACGGGGGCAUGGUGGCGUUCAAGCUGGCGGAGGCGCGGCCGGACCUGGUGCGGUCGCUGGCCGUGUCCGGGUCCGUGGUGGCCAUGACGGACGCCGUGAACCGGGAGACCAUGGAGCGGCUCGGCGCCGGGUCCUCCGCGGAGCUGCUCAUGCCGGAGACGCUCCAGGGCCUCAAGGCGCUCUUCUCCGUCUCCAUGUACCGGAAGAUGUGGUUCCCCGACAGGAUGUACAAGGACUACCUCAAGGCGAUGUUCACGAACAGGAAGGAGAGGCUGGAGCUGCUGCAGGGGUUGCUAGACAGCAACAUGGACGCAAAGAUGCCGACUUUCCAGCAGAAGAUAAUGCUGAUCUGGGGCGAGGAGGACAAGCUCUUCGACAUAGAGCUGGCCAAGAAGAUGAAAGAGCAGCUGGGCGAGAAGUGCUACCUGCAGGGCAUCCCCAAGGCGGGGCACCUGCUCCACCUGGAGCGCCCGUGCGCCUACAACCGCCAGCUCGGCAAGUUCCUCGCCCACGUCAACUCCCAGGAAACCCAAGCCACCAGUUGAACCGAUCACCACCAUCUCGGUCGUUCUAGAGGAGGAGGAUGAUUAUUUUUGCAAGCAAAGCAGGUGGCCUGUCAACGUUAGUUCGUCUGCAACACGCGCCGCGUUCCAUGAUUGCCCGCAGAGGUCAACCCAUGGAUGUGAAGCUGGCCAUUACUACUACUACUACCGCUAGCUAGCUAGGUCUACAGGGCCACAUUCCGUCGCCCUGCAGAGUAUUAAGUGAUGAGUUGACGCCACGCUCGACGUGGCGUUGAUGGCGGUUUAUUUCCUCCUGUUCCUGCAGACUGUUCGCUUUGAUGCUGCUCCUACUACGUACAUGACUUUUGUGGACGCCGUCGUGGUGCGAGUA
Messenger RNA from Triticum dicoccoides, 1384 nucleotides. RefSeq names its product putative aminoacrylate hydrolase RutD. The record is from RefSeq and is a predicted model, not a curated record. NCBI's taxonomy places the organism in Eukaryota, Viridiplantae, Streptophyta, Magnoliopsida, Poales, Poaceae. Gene Ontology annotation, molecular function: catalytic activity. The transcript has 4 exons. Bases 1 to 1035 code for a protein of 344 amino acids.